AUGGGAUCAAACAAAGAGCUGAAAGGAUUGAUGAAAACUGUGAAGAUACAAGACACUAAUAAUUUGCAAGAUGAAAUGAUGGACAUGAUGGAUAUAAGGAGUGAGAUACAAGAAUCUCUUGAACUUGAUGCUUUGGAGGCAGACAUGGGUCAAGAAACUGAGGGUGAAGGGGUACCUUCAUAUACUCAACCUGAUAAUGAGCCCGAUCUAAAUGAAGAACUUAAUAUGCCUUUAGCUCCAAGUGGACAUGCAGUGCCAGUGAAACCAUCAAUCAGAUGA
Molecule: messenger RNA, 279 nt
Organism: Lactuca sativa (garden lettuce)
Lineage: Eukaryota; Viridiplantae; Streptophyta; Magnoliopsida; Asterales; Asteraceae
Source: RefSeq, a predicted model, not a curated record